This is a messenger RNA of Fukomys damarensis (Damara mole-rat), 554 nucleotides long. It is a transcript of the gene Nhp2, whose product is annotated as NHP2 ribonucleoprotein. Gene Ontology annotation, biological process: rRNA pseudouridine synthesis; snRNA pseudouridine synthesis. NCBI's taxonomy places the organism in Eukaryota, Metazoa, Chordata, Mammalia, Rodentia, Bathyergidae. Gene Ontology annotation, cellular component: box H/ACA snoRNP complex. The transcript is spliced from 4 exons. The coding region runs from base 82 to 531 and encodes 149 amino acids. Gene Ontology annotation, molecular function: box H/ACA snoRNA binding. The record is from RefSeq and is a predicted model, not a curated record.
GGGGUAUGACCCGGAAGUGAUUCCUGAGGCGGCGGCCGCGUGGAUUGCUGUUCUGGCGGUGCGGUGGUGAUCGCCGCUGCGAUGACCAAAAUAAAGGCAGAUCCGGAUGGGCCGGAGGCUCCGGUGGAGGCGUCUGGUGGGGAGCGCACUUACCACGAGCUGCUGGUCAAUCUGAACCCCAUCGCGCAGCCCCUGCCCGGGCGGCCGCGUCCUGGCGAUGUCCUUGCAGCCGUGAAGCAGAAGCAGAUCCGGCGCGGGGUGAAGGAGGUUCAGAAAUUUGUCAACAAAGGCGAGAAAGGGAUCAUGGUUUUAGCAGGAGACACGUUACCAAUCGAGGUGUACUGCCACCUGCCAGUCAUGUGCGAGGACCGGAGUUUGCCCUAUGUCUAUAUCCCCUCCAAGACGGACCUGGGUGCUGCUGCAGGCUCCAAGCGCCCCACCUGUGUGAUAAUGGUCAAGCCGCACGAGGAGUACCAGGAGGCCUACGAUGAGUGCCUGGAGGAGGUGCAGGCCCUGCCACCGCCCUUGUGAGGGACUCAGCGGAAGUGGCUGGG